ACGAAGGAGUGCAGGAUAUUAGGUGAGGCAAAAUACCCUCGGGGAUCGUCCGCAGGACCUGUCAAGGUUGGCACGCAGGAACGUAGACGGAGAGGAGGAGGAGGAGGAGGUGGAAGAGAGGAGAGGACCCUCGAGGCCGAUACGAUGCGGCCCAGGGCCGCGACAACGUCAACAACAACUACCAGCGACGAGGACGACCGCGGCGUCACGCGGCUCAUCUCGUCGCACCUGGUCCUGCGAAUCGUCAGCGUCCUUGCCCUACUGGUGCUCGCCACCACGUGGAUACCGGUCGCCGAGGCUGUGAUAUGCAAAGACUCGCAGAAAUGCAAUUGUACAGGAAUAAAAGGGCCGCCAGGAUUUCCUGGAAUACCUGGACCUCAAGGAACAGAAGGCUUUCCUGGUGAGAUCGGGCCUGAUGGACCCCCCGGACCCAAAGGCGAGAAGGGAGCGGGAGGAGAACCUGGAGCCACCGGCGAGAAGGGGCAUCGAGGCGACGAGGGUUUACAAGGAUCUGUGGGAGCUCCUGGAUUUUCCGGUAACCCUGGUAUACCUGGUGUACUUGGUCCGGACGGACUGGACGGAUGCAACGGGACGGAUGGCCGGGCCGGGGCCCCGGGUAUGCCGGGGGUUUUCGGGCCACGUGGUGGUGUAGGACUCGCGGGAGAUUAUGGUCCUCCAGGAGAGCCUGGUGAUGGGGGUAUCAAUUCGGUCGGCGCCAAAGGUAUCCGCGGGGAACCCGGGAUCAACGGACUGGAGGGUUAUCGAGGACAAAAGGGCUUCACCGGUGAAAUGGGUUAUCCAGGAGACACCGGCGACUUCGGUUUAUCAGGUGCCCCUGGAUUGCCAGGAAUGCAAGGUGACCGCGGUGACACUGUUUACGGUGUGAAGGGUCAACCAGGUGAACAAGGAGACAGGGGAGAGCCUGGUUCACCGGGUAAGGACGAGUACAAGAAGAAAGAGAAAUCAACGCCUGUAAAAGGUCCGCCGGGACCGAAGGGCAUGAAGGGCGACUACGGCGAGCGAGGUCGCAAGGGAGAAUUGGGUAUCAAAGGUCCACAGGGCCGUCCAGGUUUCUUGGGCAUCAAAGGUAUAAAGGGCGAGCAAGGUGACGAUGGACCAAGAGGUAAACAGGGUGUCGAGGGCCCACCAGGACCGGCUGGUGAGAAGGGAGAAAAAGGAGCUCCAGGUUUCGCUGGAUUGCCUGGUCAGGAUGGAUACGAUGGUGAAAUAGGAGAAGAAGGUAAUCGCGGUCCACCUGGCAAGCAAGGUGCUGAAGGAGAACCUGGACGAUAUAUUCCAGAACUUGAUGAAAUCAUCGCCGGAAACAUCGGAAUUCAAGGAGAUCUUGGUCCUCCUGGUGAACCGGGUCAAACAGGAACACCAGGUUUGCCAGGAAAGGUCGGUUUCAUAGGACCACCAGGACCACCAGGACCGUCUGGUAUUCCCGGUUUGGCGGGAGUGAAGGGUUCGUCCAUAAAAGGAGAACAAGGAGAUGAUGGCUUACCGGGACCCAUGGGACCUCAGGGACCUUCCGGACUACCCGGUUUACCCGGAAUUGUAGGAGCCAAAGGAUUUCCAGGCGUAACGAUAAUUGGACCACCGGGACCAGAUGGCAGCCCGGGUUUUCCAGGAUUGUCAGGUCCACCUGGCGAUCGCGGUGAUCCUGGUCCUCCAGGAGACAAAGGUUUUCCUGGGAAAGGUAUAAGAAUUCGUGGACCGCCUGGAGAACGAGGUCUGCCCGGAACACCGGGUAUUCCUGGUCCUGACGGCUGGCCUGGUUUAUUCGGUCUUAAAGGUGACAAGGGUAUUCGAGGAGAUGAUUGCGGUGUAUGUACACCAGGUUUACCCGGUGAGAAAGGAGAACGUGGUGAGUCUGGCUUGGACGGAUACCCUGGAACUCCGGGAUUUCCCGGAUUACCUGGUCCUCGAGGAUUCAAGGGAGUACAAGGGAAACGAGGUUCAGUAGGACCGGCGGGACUUGAAGGUGAUAGUGGAAGAUCCGGUAUUGCGGGAAUACAAGGACCCAAAGGAGAAGCGGGAAGGAUAUUCUUCCCGCCAGACCAACAGCUUGUGAGCCCGCCGGGCGAUAUUGGCGACAAAGGCUUACCCGGCCCCGAAGGACUUAGAGGUCUGCGAGGACAGCCGGGACCUGUCGGUGACACAGGUGUACCGGGUCCAAAAGGAGAAAAGGGUGAACAUGGUCCUCCUGGAGUACCUGGAAAGGACGGUUUUCCGGGAUUGGACGGCAUUCCUGGCGAAAAAGGUGAGGAUGCUUCGGUGCCGAUCGAGUAUUUGCGCGGAGAUCCGGGAUAUCCGGGAGAGCCGGGAAUCAAAGGAAUACAAGGAGAUAACGGUAAGAAGGGAGAGCCUGGCGAGGCCUCAGAAUACGUCGCAGACAGCAAAGGUGACAAGGGUUAUAAAGGUGUCAUAGGAGAUCAGGGAAUUCCCGGUUUAAAAGGUUUCCCAGGACAUCCUGGCGACGAAGGUCUACCGGGAUUACCUGGUGAACCCGGCCUUCAAGGUAUUUCACGGCAAGGUCCUAUCGGUUUGAAGGGAUAUCCCGGAAUGCCGGGAGAGCAAGGCCCUCGUGGCACACCAGGUGUACCUGGACCGCAAGGACCACCUGGCUUUCCAGGUCGUAUCGGCAACAAAGGUGAUCGAGGAGAUCCAGGUACAAAUUUAACUUAUGGCGAAAUUGGAGAACGUGGCUGGUACGGUCCAAAGGGUGACUUUGGUGAUCCUGGACCUCAAGGGUUGCCUGGCCGACCAGGAGAGGAUGGUCCGAAAGGUGUCAAAGGUGGUAAAGGAGCUCCUGGUUAUGAGGGACUGCCUGGACUUCAAGGAGCCAAAGGUCAACGUGGAGAUAGUAUACAAGGUGAUCGAGGUUUUCCAGGUAUGCUUGGCCAGCCUGGAAUGCCCGGAAAAAUCGGAGACAUCGGUGUCCGUGGUCCUGAUGGUCCUUCUGGCUUCGACGGAAUGAAGGGUUUGAAGGGAGAGCUCGGUUUUGUUGGACGACGCGGUGAUGAUGGUGAUACGGGACCUCAGGGAUAUCAAGGAAUGUACGGAAGACAAGGUUUACCUGGCGCUCCAGGAGAAAAGGGAGAAGUCGGCGAGAUCGGCGAACCAGGACCACUCGGCUGGCCUGGUUUUGAUGGCAUAGAUGGAGCACCUGGUGUUAAAGGAGAAAUAGGAGAUGCCGGAUUUCCCGGGGCACCAGGAGUGAGAGGACCAUCUGGACCCAAGGGUAUCAUUGGUGACACUGGUCUCGAAGGAUUAUGGGGUGCUCCUGGCGAAAACUCCUUCAGUGGUCCUCAAGGUGAUAUCGGUGAACCUGGUUUUAUGGGAGAAAUUGGACCGCCCGGUCUACCUGGAUUCGAUGGACGACCAGGAUUACCGGGAGAACCAGGAUUGUCAACUGAUGGUUUUAAUGGCCUGCCAGGACAGAAGGGUGAUCCUGGACUCGACGGAUACGACGGUCCCAUGGGACCAAAAGGAGAAAUUGGUGACAUGGGUCCUGAUGGAUUGAAAGGUGAACAAGGCAAUCAAGGUUUCCCGGGAAGGCCAGGGUUGCCUGGAAUACACGGUAAAUAUGGCGUGAAAGGUGAAAGGGGUCCAAUUGGACCUCCUGGAUUUGAUGGAUUGAAAGGAAAACGAGGUCUCGAUGGUGAUCCGGGUAUAAUGGGCAGACCAGGUAUGCCGGGAGAUCCGGGUAUAAGAGGUGCCCCGGGUAUCUUGGGUGCUCCUGGACCGAAGGGUCAAGUGGGCGAACCUGGCUUACCGUCUUAUGCAUUCGCGGAAAAGGGUGAUUACGGUGACCGAGGUCACGAUGGUUUCCCUGGUGUGAAAGGAGAACGGGGUGAAUCAGGAUACAUCGGAGUGCCCGGCCGUAAAGGUCAGAUUGGAGAUCGAGGAUAUCCGGGUCCCAUUGGUUUCCCAGGAUUACCUGGUUUCGCUGGUCUGCCAGGUGACCAAGGACCUCGUGGAGCUCCAGGCUUGAUUGCUGAAUUUGCUGAACCCGGAGAAAUUGGUCGCGCUGGUCUGGAUGGUAUGCCUGGUAUCCCAGGUCGUCCCGGACAGAAAGGAGCUCCCGGUGAAUAUGGUCCGAAUGGACCUAAAGGAAUCUCCGGUGAUAUAGGCUUUAGUCUUCAAGGUCCUAAAGGAAUUACGGGAGACCCAGGUCCUAGAGGAUUUGUCGGUUUUCCCGGCGCACCAGGUUUAGAAGGAUUGCAAGGCUUCCCCGGAACACCAGGUCCGAAAGGUUUCCGUGGAGAACCGGGAAUAUCUCUGCGUAGCAUGAAAGGACAGCCCGGUGAACUUGGAUGGCCUGGAUUACCUGGUCGUCCAGGACCAAAGGGAAUAAGAGGCGAUUCUGGUCUAUCUGGCUUUGACGGAUUACCAGGAUUAAAAGGAGAAAGGGGAGAUACUGGUGAACCUGGUCUACCUGGAUUGCCUGGUCCUGAAGGACCACAAGGUCCAAAAGGAGAACCUGGUCUAAAUCCUUUCCCACCUUUCCCGAGAAAAGGACUCCCCGGUGAUGUAGGAGCUCCCGGAUUACCAGGUUUCCCUGGACUACAGGGAAUGAUGGGUGAACCUGGCAAAGAUGGGCUGCCUGGACGACAAGGUGAAAGAGGCAUGAUUGGUAUCACUGGACCACAAGGACCGGAUGGUAAAGAUGGGCCUCCAGGAUAUCAAGGCCCCUCUGGAGCACCCGGACGACAAGGACAGCCAGGUUUUCGCGGCGCACCUGGUACACCUGCGCCAAACGGAAUUGGCCCAAAGGACAGAGGUUUCUAUUUUGCUCGUCACUCGCAAACUGAAAUGAUACCUAUCUGUCCGAAGAAUACCAUAAAGUUAUGGGAAGGAUUUUCUUUAUUACAUACCAUGGGUAAUGGACGACCAUACACUCAAGAUCUCGGCGCUGCUGGUAGUUGCAUCAAAAAGUUCUCUACUAUGCCCUUCCUAUUCUGCAAUUUGAACAACGUAUGCGAUUACGCCAAUCGUAACGACUAUAGCUACUGGCUUAGCACAACAGAGCCUAUGCCAAUGAUGAUGACGCCAAUACCGGCACCGGAAAUUGGUAGAUACAUAUCGAGAUGCUCCGUAUGCGAAGCACCGACCAGAGUAAUGGCUGUCCACAGUCAAUCCAUGUCGAUACCCCAGUGUCCGGGUGGCUGGAGGGAAAUCUGGGUCGGAUACAGUUUCCUCAUGCACAGAGAUGCAGGCGCGGACGGCGGUGGUCAAUCCUUAGUCUCACCAGGAUCCUGUUUGGAAGAAUUCCGCGUCAGACCAUUCAUCGAAUGCCGCGGCCUCGGUACCUGUAAUUAUUUCGCCACCGCAACGUCAUAUUGGCUGGCGACCAUCCACGAUGACGAGAUGUUCCGCAAACCGCUGCAACAGACGCUCAAGGCCGACCAUACAUCCCGAGUGAGCCGCUGCGCCGUGUGCAUCCGCCAACGCGUCAGCGAAGAUUCUUACGGCAGGACGACGGUCCUGAAACCUUUCACGUCAAACAACGAACGGGCUCCCAACAACGUUUACUAUCCGCCGGCACCACCGCCCCGUUAUCCGCCCGAUUAUCAGCCCUCGCCGUCGCCAUCCAAUCGUGAAAGGCAUCCCAAUCACAGACGCGGUCCACCCUAUCACUACCGUAGGAGAGGUCGCGUGCGCGGCAGGCACGGUGACCGACCGAUAGAAUCGUCCGACAAUCUAUAGAUCGGCAACACGAGCUGCACACACGCACGCAUCAAGAACAAAUAACAACAGCAGUGACGUGCAAGGGCAUAGCGAGCCUAUGUAUAUAAAGAAGCAAGAGAAACUUUUUUUUUUAUAUUAGUUAAGUUAUACUCCGGGCCGGGUGCUUUAGCUCGUAAACCUUAAACCGAGUAUAAAGAUGCGGAUAACGCGUAUAAAUAUCCAGGAACCAGUAGUGAAUAGUUCAAGAUAAACCAGGCGACACGCACGAGUCUGGAAAAUAUAAAGAACCUUUUCUUAUAUCUUUCGGUCUAUUUAGAAAAAAAAAUCGUGUCAGUAUAAAUUUUAGUUAAAGAUCAUUGAAGUACAGAAUAAAUUUUAUAUAUUUCUUUCAGUGUUAUCGGUGUACAUUCCCGGAAAUUAUAACAAUUAUAUGGGAAGCUUUAUUUUUAAAACUCUUGUUGGAACUAAGAUCUGGACCACUUAUCUCAAAACAUCCUUAUCUUGGACUCUGCUCUCGCUCUUGGGAAUUUGUCAGUGUUACUCGUUCUUAUCCUGUGUGCAAGGUUCAUGCACCUAGUCUUUUCCUGCCCGAUAAAAAACGCCGCCGGCUGCCGUGAAGCCAUAUAACUGCCUUUAUGCCAAAUAGAAAAAAAAAUCCGUCGCGUCCGGCCACCGCAAACUGCCAAUAACAUCACGCUCGCCGACGUGAUUUACGUGAUUACAAAAUAUAAUUAAAUUAACGUUAUCUGUACGUUGUGUAUCGCUAUCGUAACUAUUAUCUUAUAUAUUGCAUUGAAUAAAGAUCUUUUUGUAUAAUCUAA
Molecule: messenger RNA, 6515 nt
Organism: Cataglyphis hispanica
Lineage: Eukaryota; Metazoa; Arthropoda; Insecta; Hymenoptera; Formicidae
Product: collagen alpha-1(IV) chain
Exons: 27
Coding region: 145-5712 (1855 amino acids)
Biological process (GO): endothelial cell morphogenesis; angiogenesis
Cellular component (GO): collagen trimer
Molecular function (GO): extracellular matrix structural constituent
Source: RefSeq, a predicted model, not a curated record